AUGGUAUGUUAUAUGGAAAGGUUGGAGGAAUGGCUGCCAAAGGAGUUGGAGGAAUGGAAGAAAGAUCGGGUUUUUGCUCAGAUUUGUAAGUUGUACGAGAAUGGUUUGGGUUACUUGGCGAGAGUGAUACACAGCUUCUUGUGUAGGGAGCUGGUGACUUACAAAAACCAUGAGCUAUGGUUUGCCUUUGCGAGGAGACCACUCCGAUUUUCUUUGGUAGAGUACCACGCAGUUACCGGGCUUCAGUGCGAUACUAGUCUAUCACGUAAGGAGUUGGUUGACUUCGAAGAUGAUGGUGGUUUCUGGAGCACAGUGGUGAGGAGAAAAGAGGGAGUAACUAUCUUGGACCUGUGGAAGAAUCACCAUGAAGCUGUUAAGAAGUGGAGUAAUGUUGAUCGAAUAAGACAGGUGUAUAUGUGCAUCAUUGUUACUAUGGUUUGCGCGAGAGAUGAGAAGGCUAAUAUCCCCUUCAAGUAUAUCAAGUUGGUCAUGGAUCUUGAUAAUGUUCGAAAGUAUCCCUGGGGAGUUGCUUCUUUUGACCUUCUCUGUGAGUCAAUAGCUAAAACACGUGACAAACUGAAGGAGAAGACUACUAGUUACGUGUUAGAUGGCUUCUCCUACGCCUUGCAGAUUUGGGCAAUGGAAGCAGUACCAAAGAUUGGAAAGCUCUGUGGAAAAAAACUGGACAAGGGUUUUAUGAACGGUUCUAAAUGCGUAAACUGGAUGGGAGCUGCAAAGAUUUCAUACGGGAAUUUCAAUAGGUUGGAGAACAUCUUUACAUCCGAGGAUGACAUCUAUCCAUACAUCUCGUGGAGUGGGAAUUAUGAAGUGGUUGAAAAUGCUGCUUUUCACAGAGCUGAUGAGGUGGGGGGUGAUAGAAUUAAGGUUCUCAUGAGGAUGAUACGUACUAAGCAUCACUUCAGUGACCAUAUUUGGGAGUUCAUAGAGACACCAGAGUUUUUUUGGGGGCUUCAUGACAAACAAGGAGAGGAUGAUGAAGUAGCUGAGAAUGAUGAAUCAGCUCAGAAUGAUGAAUCAGCUCAGAAUGAUGAAGAAGCUCCCAAGAAUGAUGAAGAAGAUGGGAGUGAUGAAGAAUUUCGAACUCCAAGAGGAUCAGCGAAGAGAGGCUCCAGAGCUAGAAGGGAAAGAAGAGGCUCCCGGAUCGUGGAAUGGAAAAAAGGAAGUAAAAGGUUCUCUCUUCUAGACCACAACAGGCGUCGUUUAAUGAAGAUAUGA
Brassica napus (rape) is the source of this 1236-nucleotide messenger RNA. RefSeq lists its product as uncharacterized. The transcript is spliced from 2 exons. The record is from RefSeq and is a predicted model, not a curated record. NCBI's taxonomy places the organism in Eukaryota, Viridiplantae, Streptophyta, Magnoliopsida, Brassicales, Brassicaceae. The coding region runs from base 1 to 1236 and encodes 411 amino acids.